CCCGGGUCCCCGCUGCAGAAAAGCGGGCCACCAGCAGACAGCGCCUCAUCCCGACGCUGUCAGCGCGCACAGCCUCGGCUGCUCUCCUCGCUCGCCUUCUGUCCCUAUCCAGGGACCGGUUAGGUGCGGGCGACGGGAUUCCAGCUGAGGUUUCAGAAUCUGAGACCUCACCAAAGAAUCAGACUGGGUGCCGCCAGCAGCCACCCCAGUCUGGGUUGGGAGCGCACGCGUCUUUGGAGCUGUCCGCGGCGGUGCAGUUUCCCCAGGGAGCCAACUUUAGGCCAGCUCGAGGACUGGGUGCAGGUAGUUGGGUCUUGCAUACGGGUGGACGGGUUGACUGUGGCUGGUGGAGCCAUUGGAACCCUAGUGGAGGUGGUGGGGUGCCUCGCGACUCUGGCACCUGGAGGCACGCCCGGUGCUCCCAGAGCCUGGAAUGAGACUUCUCAGGAGCAAGAUGCACAGCCCUUAACUGUCGAGGGCUGAGGCGCGCGUUGGCUUGCUGACGCUGCUGGGCUCUGAAGGAUCCUCAUGGGAGGGGUAGUGGGAACAGCAGUUGGGAAUCCUGAGGGGUAGGUAUUGAGACCGGAGUUCUUCCAGGAGGGACCGCUGGAUUGGGGUUCCACGGAAGCACUUAUUGUGGGAGUCCGGGGUGAGGAGGGAUCUUAGGAGGUUGGAGAGGGGUGGUCCUGAGCUGGAGUUUCCCAGGCAAGUAAUUGUUUGGGGGAUCUCCGGGGGAAAAUAACUGCAGUAACAUUUGCUAGGAGAGAUGGCUGUUUGGGGCGUCUCGCGGAAGAUGGAUGUGCUGGGGUGGGGGGGCGUGGCGGGUAGCUAGUUUGGGAAUCUCUGGGAGAGGUAGACUGUUUUGGGAGGCCCAGUCCCGGAGGACAGUGGCUGAUUCCGACCCUCCCUUUUCAAGGAGCUGGCAGUCUGGUAGAUUCCCGCUCAUUUCCAGUGGCUCAGAGGAGGUACCUCAAGCGGGGAUUUCUGGGGUGGCGGCUGAACAACCCCCGGGCCGGCCGUUGUGCUCCUAGUCCCAAAUAAUUUGGGCUUCCUGGGAAGGGGACAAAUGAACCGCAAGUGCGUCGGGAGAGAAGUGCUUGGUCUUCUCACGGCCCUCUGGGUUUGUUUCAGGCUCCGACCCAGCAGAUCGGUCCGAGGGGUCUCAGGCAGUGGAACCCGAGGAGCCCCCAGGCACGCCGGAUUGCGCGUCGGGUCCCGUCCCGCAGCGCCAUUCCUUAAAGGGCUCUAAGGCCAGGGGCGCGCGGCAGCCACGGGCAUGGAGGGCGCGCUUGCGGCCAACUGGAGCACGGAGGCGGUCAAUGGCAGCGAGGCGCCGCCGGGAGCCGAGGGCAACCGCACCGCCGGGCCCCCGCAGCGCAACGAGGCCCUGGCGCGCGUGGAGGUGGCCGUGCUGUGCCUCAUUCUCUUCCUGGCGCUGAGCGGCAACGCGUGCGUGCUACUGGCGCUGCGCACCACGCGCCACAAGCACUCGCGCCUUUUCUUUUUCAUGAAGCACCUGAGUAUAGCCGACCUGGUGGUGGCAGUGUUCCAGGUGCUGCCGCAACUGCUCUGGGACAUCACUUUCCGCUUCUACGGGCCCGACCUGCUGUGCCGCCUGGUCAAGUACCUGCAGGUGGUGGGCAUGUUCGCCUCCACCUACUUGCUGCUGCUCAUGUCUCUCGACCGCUGCCUGGCCAUCUGCCAGCCGCUGCGGGCGCUGCGUCGCCGCGCGGACCGCCUGGCGGUGCUCGCCACGUGGCUGGGGUGCCUGGUGGCCAGCGCGCCGCAAGUGCACAUCUUCUCGCUGCGCGAGGUGGCCGACGGCGUCUUCGACUGCUGGGCCGUCUUCAUCCAGCCCUGGGGGCCCAAGGCCUACAUCACGUGGAUCACGCUCGCGGUCUAUAUCGUGCCUGUCAUCGUGCUCGCCGUCUGCUACGGCCUCAUCAGCUUCAAGAUCUGGCAGAACUUGCGGCUCAAGACCGCGGCGGCGGCGGCGGAGGGGCAGGAGGGCGCGGCGGCGGCGGGCAGCGCUGGGCGCGCGGCUCUGGCACGCGUCAGCAGCGUGAAGCUCAUCUCCAAGGCCAAGAUCCGCACCGUCAAGAUGACCUUCAUUAUCGUGCUGGCCUUCAUCGUGUGCUGGACGCCAUUCUUCUUCGUUCAGAUGUGGAGCGUCUGGGACGCCAAUGCGCCCAAGGAAGCCUCGGCCUUCAUCAUAGCCAUGCUCCUGGCCAGCCUCAACAGCUGCUGCAACCCUUGGAUCUACAUGCUCUUCACCGGCCACCUCUUCCACGAACUUGUACAGCGCUUCCUCUGCUGCUCCUCCAGCUACCUGAAGGGCAGCCGGCCGGGAGAGACCAGCGUCAGCAAAAAGAGCAACUCCUCCACCUUCGUCCUGAGCCGCCACAGCUCCAGCCAGAGGAGCUCCUCGCAGCCAUCCACAGUGUGACCGGCCCGGGGCCAGGACUGCCUCCCACGGCUCAGCCUGUGCCUACACGGACAGUCCACCCCUUGGUGGCAUGUGUGCGUGUAUUUGAGGUACCUUUCAGUUUGCACCCUUCCACACCUUGGGGUAGCUUGAGCGGGGAAUUCUGACAUGGGGGUUGGGGAAGUAGUCCUCAUGGUGGAAGAUGAUGGGGUGACUCAUCCAUCAGACAAUCCCUGGAUCUCCCCUGGUUUCCCACAGAUGUUUAUGUACCCUGACCCCACUGUUGCCCCUGGCUGGUGGAUGGGUUGGUUUUUUCUCCUGGACCUGUCAUUUCACUCCAGUAUCUUUUAACUCCUUUAUGCUGGGAUCUUGAGAAAGUAAGUAUAGGAUUGGUGACUCCCCGGGUGUGGAAGCCUAGUGUUCUUAGCUCAGAAUAAGGAGUGAGCUCAGCUGCGGAGGGUGGUACCAAUAUCUUCCUGACUUCAGAGUGCUUUUACCUUUGCAUGGGCCCAUUCCAGCAUCCUGGGGCAACAGCAUGUCAGAAUGUGGCCCUAGGAACAGGGGAUUCCCUUAUGGCAUAGGCAGCUGAUUAAAACCUGGGUUACAAAUGUUUAAGAAGCUAAUAUUUGUAUGAAGCAAUUGGGAAAGAAAAAGAAAUAAAAGGCAUCCAAAUUGGAAAAGAAGAAGUAAAACUCUUUGCAAAUGACAUAAUUUUGUAUGUAGGCAAUUCUAAGGAAUUUGUGCACCUGUACAAACCGAUUAGAACGAAUAAGUGAGUUCAUCAAGGUUGCAGGAUACAAGAUCAACAUACAAAAAUCAGUGGUAUUUCUUUUUUUUUAAUAUUUAUUUUUGAG
Leopardus geoffroyi (Geoffroy's cat) is the source of this 3279-nucleotide messenger RNA. It is a transcript of the gene OXTR, whose product is annotated as oxytocin receptor. Gene Ontology annotation, biological process: maternal process involved in parturition; regulation of systemic arterial blood pressure by vasopressin; female pregnancy. The record is from RefSeq and is a predicted model, not a curated record. Gene Ontology annotation, molecular function: vasopressin receptor activity; oxytocin receptor activity; peptide binding. NCBI's taxonomy places the organism in Eukaryota, Metazoa, Chordata, Mammalia, Carnivora, Felidae. The coding region runs from base 1277 to 2446 and encodes 389 amino acids. Gene Ontology annotation, cellular component: membrane. The transcript has 2 exons.